This is a messenger RNA of Ipomoea triloba (trilobed morning glory), 651 nucleotides long. RefSeq names its product sporamin A-like. Bases 1 to 651 code for a protein of 216 amino acids. Gene Ontology annotation, molecular function: endopeptidase inhibitor activity. Lineage: Eukaryota; Viridiplantae; Streptophyta; Magnoliopsida; Solanales; Convolvulaceae. The transcript has a single exon. The record is from RefSeq and is a predicted model, not a curated record.
AUGAAAACCCUCGCACUCUUAUUCGCACUUUCCCUCUACCUCCUUUCCCACCCGACUAGCGCCAAACUCAAACCCAUCCGCCUCGGCACCGACGAUGUACCCAUAGCGUCGACCGGCGCUCCGGUGGUGGACAGAGACGGAGACGCGCUCCAGCCCGGCGUGGCUUACAACAUAACCUCCAUCACAUGGGGCGCCGGCGCCGGAGAAGUGAAACUUGAGUGGAGAGACACCAACACCAAGUGCCCCAGCGACGUGAUCUCAUGGAACUACGCCGACCCCGUGGUGUUCACGCCGGCGGACCCCAAAGCCACCGCCGUUUUGGAGUCCUCUUUCCUGAGCUUCAAAUUCAACGUCGUCACCAAUUUUCUCUGCUCGGGUAACCUCUACUGGGGCGUCCAGCACGACGCCGUUUCCGGGAUGGAUUUCGUGCGGUCCGACGAGUUUGUCGAGAACCAAUCCGACCGGUUCAAGAUCGAGCGGCUCGAUGCCAAUUUCCCCACUUAUAUAAUCACUUAUUGCCCCUCCGGCACCGACAAAUGCUACUACGUUGGCAGAGAAUAUGACGAAUCCAUUAAGUCUACGCGUUUGGCUCUCAGUGAUUUCCCCUUCGUGCUUAUGUUUUGGAAAACUUCUCUAGCAUCGGCAAAAUAA